Molecule: messenger RNA, 1669 nt
Organism: Centruroides sculpturatus (bark scorpion)
Lineage: Eukaryota; Metazoa; Arthropoda; Arachnida; Scorpiones; Buthidae
Product: centrobin-like
Exons: 10
Coding region: 134-1669 (511 amino acids)
Source: RefSeq, a predicted model, not a curated record
GAUGUCGUGAUAGUGUGUGACGUAGAAGGAAGGAAAUUUUGAAUGUGUGAGAAAUGAAAUGAGUAUUUUCUCCCAAAAAAUUAAGAAAGAAAAUUGUUUAAGGUGAUAUUAAUUAAUUUAUAUACUGUAGACAAUGUAUUAUUCUCAUUCGUCUCCACUCCAAGAAAUUUCUCCAACGUCGAGAUGUUUUGGAAAUUUAAAUUUGAAUAUUUCGGACAUAAACAAUUAUUUAUCAUUUCAGACUGAGGAAACGGAUCAGGAAAUAGAUAGAAAUGCAAUAAAUACACGUGGAGCAAAACUACAGCAAACGUCAAGACAUUCAAAUUUAAAAUCGAAUAUAAAUCCACAUACAAAUUUUACACGUGGUAGACGUCAAGACUGUUUUGAAAUAAAUCGUCAACAAAUGCGUACAAAAAUAUCGAAAGAUAAAGAAGAUAGCGGCAGUUUGUUUCGAGAGUUUUCACUUUAUAAUGACUUCUCUGCAUCUGUUAGAGAGAUGUUACGUGAACUUGGAUUAAAACCUCCAGUUAGUGAUCCUCUAGAAAAUGUUGAACGUAAUUUAAGCAUCGAAUGUAUACCUAAGCCGUCAUCACUUUUAGAAAAUACGGUUCUGAUGAGUAAAUUAGAAAAAAUUGACUGUAUUGUGCCUCCUUUAAAUUGUUCGAACUUAUCUUCAAGAAAUAGAUCAACAAAUCAAAUACUUGAUUUGGAAAAAGAAAUAUUUCGUAGAAAGCAUUGUGAACAUUUAAUACAAGAUUUACAACAAAAGCUUUUAAGUAAUGAACAGGAGUUAGCUUUGGUUUCUGCUGUUAAUGAGAAGAAAAGUCUUGUAAUAAAAGAACUCCGUCAGGUAAUGGAGAAUCUUGCUAUUUCUUGGAAAAAAUUAGAAGAUUCACAAAUAAAAACAAUAAAAGAUUUACAAAAUGAAUGUGAUAAUUUGAAAGAAAGUUUAAAACAAAAAAAUAAGGAGUUAGAAAAUUCUGAGAAUGCUUUGUCCAGUAUGAAAGAAAAUCUUUCUGAGUUAAAUUGUAAAUUAUCUGAGAAAGAAGAAAAACUUAAUUCUGAAAUUUUAUAUAAUGAAGGCACACAGAAAACUUUGGAUCAGUUAAGAGAGAAAUUGCAAAAAGAAAGUACAUUUGUUGAAGAAUUAAAGAUUGAAAUUGUAAAUUUACAAAAAUGUUUAGAAAAGGAGCAGCACAUUUCUCUUCAAAAGAUGUCAGAAUUUGAUCAGUCAAAACAAAAGCUUCAGCAACAGUUAUCGGAAGAAAUAGAAAAGAAAAAUGAACUGCAAACAAAAUUAGAUGAAGUUGCAUUCAGUUUAGAGAUGAUGAGUGCAGAUAAUUUUGCUUUAAAAGAACAAUUAGAAUUGAUUAUGAAAGAAAAAAAUUUUGCAGAGGAGGAGUUGAGAAGGAGAGAGUCUGAAUAUAUUGGUCAAGAAAUUGAGUGGAAAUCUAAAAUGGAUAAAAAAAUAAAUGAACUUGAAACAAAAUAUGAAGAAAAAGAAAAACAUCUUAAAGAACAACUAGAAGCGAAAUAUGAAGCAGAAAUCAGUGCACGUACUUCUGAAUAUGAAAACUGGAAAGAAGAAGAACUAAGUAAAUAUGAAAUUAAAUUUCAAGAACUGAAAGAUAAUGCAUCAAUACAAAAUGAACAAAUACAACAACAGUAA